AUGGCAGAAGUUGAGGUUAGAGCAGCACACAAUGAAUUGGAAGCAUGUGCUCAAACGGACACCAUAGACAAGGUUGUAUUUACAUCCUCAGCAACGACUGUUAUUUGGAGAGACGAUCGAAAUUCGUCAUCAUCUCCUGCAGAUUUAGAUGAAAAACAUUGGAGUGACAUUAAUAUCUGCCGUAAGAUUAAGCUGUGGCAUGCCCUGUCCAAGACGCUGGCGGAGAAAGUUACUUGGGCCUCGGUUAGGGGUGCAAUUCGAGCGG
This is a messenger RNA of Ilex paraguariensis (yerba mate), 265 nucleotides long. NCBI's taxonomy places the organism in Eukaryota, Viridiplantae, Streptophyta, Magnoliopsida, Aquifoliales, Aquifoliaceae. The record is from the annotation of a GenBank genome assembly.